Molecule: messenger RNA, 2913 nt
Organism: Rotaria sordida
Lineage: Eukaryota; Metazoa; Rotifera; Eurotatoria; Philodinida; Philodinidae
Source: the annotation of a GenBank genome assembly
GCAAAAUAGCAAUGCAAAUCAUCGAAUAAAUUAAUUUAUCAGUUUUUUUUGUUUAAUUGUAACUUCUUUGAAGUAUCUAAUUUCAUUUGUUCUAUACGUUUUCUAUUAACGAACAAACGAGAUUCUUUCGUGAACUGAAAAAUAUGUACACAUGGAAAUUAAUGAGAAAGAGAUAGCUGUUAUAUCUAGAAAUGGCAUGAUGUAAAUUUUUGUUAUACUGAUAGAAAAAUGAGAAAUCUCACAAAGCUGAAUGAUAGUAGGUUGUGAUUACGCGAGAGUUUAUCGAACUCGAAAAAUAAAUGCCAGUAUGAGAUGAGUAUGAUAUUCAUUAUUGAAACAUUCAUAAGAGCUAAACUACUUAUUACAUAAAACUGAGAAAUCCUUAUUUUCUACUAUCCGAUCCAAAAUAAAAGAUAGAUUACCAUUUUUCGAAUAACUUUUGAUAGGAACAAGAUAGAGAGCUGCGGUUUUCACAAUUCUAACUUUUACAGCUCGUAUCAAAGUUUUCAGACAGUUUGAAAACUCCAAUUUAUCGAAUCUUGUAUAUUUCUAUAACUGAAAGCAAAUCAAAUCAUAACUACAACAUAAAAACAAGUUGAACGCAAUAAAAGAUCGUCUCCAAACUGUUGGCUUGGAAAAUAAAUUAGAAGUCCAGUGGACUACUGUCCUGUGGAAGUGCGUUUAGGUUAUACACUGUGUUGAUGGAAAAAUGAAUCACUAGGAAAAGUAUGAAGAGUAGGGUAACCGGCUGCCGAGAAAAUUUUAGCAGGAUACCCAACAAAAAGUCUCCUGCUAUCAAUAUAUCUCAAGUAAUUGACUGAAUACACUACUGAAAAUUGCCUCGGAUAAUGGGCAUUUGAAGGUGUUUGUAAGUAGAGUCCAUCGGUAUGGUGCGGAACCGAAAAUUUUGAAUCCGACAAGCUCUAUUCGUAAGAGAUUUGUUUGGGGACUCUGUAAGUAUUCGACGCGUGUUCUACUGACAAUGUUUUCUCAAGUAAGUCAAUUGAGUAGUUAAAUGUAUUUGAUUUUCAAAUAAAUAAUCCUAAAAAAAAUUUGACUAUUCAAGAGAAGUUCGAUCUAUGUUUUAUAAAACCUACCGUGCAGAACAUUUGAAAUUUUCUUCACUUAACUUUAAACUCUUAAAUAAAUUGUAUUUUUUUUUAAACAGAUAAUAGUGAAAUAACAAAUGACGAUACAAUAGUGAUUAGUCGUGAUGCAUUAUCUGCCUUAAUGAUAAAUAAUGAUACAUAUACACCACGUACUGUUGUUUUACAACGAGGAAAAAAAGGUUUUGGUUUUGUUCUUCGAGGUUCACGAAUUGCAGGAAAAUUAUUUCAACCAACACCAUCAUUUCCUGCUCUUCAAUUUCUCGAUAGUAUUGAAAAAGGUAGUAAUGCUGAUAAAGCAGGUCUUAAACAAAAUGAUUAUGUUCUUGAAAUCAAUGGUAUUAAUGUAACUUCUAUGCCACAUGAAGAAUGUGUUAAUAUAAUAAAACGAGCUGGAGAUACUUUAGCAUUAAAAAUUGUAACAGCAAAUAUAUCAUCAAUGGUCCAUUCUAAUCAUGAUUCACAAUCACAUUAUACUACUUUUCAAUCAUUACCUUAUCGACGUAAAGCACCUCUUCAUCCCAGUUUUGAAAAACCAUUUGGUGAAGAUCUUGAUCGAACAUUAGCAGAAUAUGAAUAUGGUAGUAUGUCUGAAGCAUAUCUAUCUAUAUCAAAACCACAAAUUGAAAAUAUUCAUAAUGGAUCUGCAUCUCUUCGUAUUAAAAAUAAACCAAUUGUACCUGAACGUGAUUCGUCACUUUAUGAUUUUUUUACUAAUAAUCAAAAUCAACAAGUUUAUAAUAGAUUUCAAUCACUUAUACCAGCAAUAAGUGUACCAAAUUUAUCAUCAAUAACAAAUAAUCGAUGUAAUUCAAAUUCAUCAUCAAAUGAAGCUGAUGAAGAAUUAUCUUUAUCAUCAAUGAACAGUAAUCAAGUUGUACCAACAACAACAAAUUUAAUUGAAGAGAAUGGAAUUGGAAUUUAUAUGACACCAUCAUUAUCUCUUAGUACAACGAAUAUGUCAACUUUUAAAACAAUACCAAUUAAUCAUUUACCUUCGAAACCAAGUGAAGUUAAAAGACGAUCAAAUAAUCGAAAACAAAUUUCUACAACACUUAAUUUAAGUAAUAAUACUUUACCAAAAACAAUUGAGAAUGAAACUUCUGUUCCACCACCGCCACCUCCAUUUCCGACAAAUUUUGAUUCAAUAAAUAAAAUUGAACAUCAAAAUUCUUCAACAAUAGAAUCAAAACAAAUCAAAGUUGAAUCGAUCGUAACAACAACGAAAAAUGAUUUUCAAAUGCAAAUUGAAAAAGCAAAAAGUCGUUUGAAAAAGAUAAAUAUCGAAACAUCAUCAAAAUCAAUUCUAUCGUCAACAAAAUCAAAUGGACUGAGCAAAACAAUACAUCAAAAUAAUUUCACUAAUCCGAAUAAUUAUCGUCCACCGAGUUUAUAUAACCCACCUGAUUUAAAAAGCAUUAUAAUCGAAGAUAAAACUCCUUCAAACGGAUUUCCUCCACCACCAUCACCCAGUACUCUUCGUCGUUCAUCAACAACAGCAUCUAUACAAAAAACAUCAACAAUCGAUCCUCGAUUAGAUAUUAAUUUUUCUUCUGUAAUUGCUCAACGUGCAGCAGCAUCAAAAGUUCGUCGUCAUGAAAAUCCUGUAGGACUUGAAUAUAAUUCGAAUGGAUUACCACCAUCAACAACAUUUUAUAAUAAUUGUAUUACAACAAAUGGAAUUCAAACAAAUAAUUCAUCAUGUCCGCAACGAUUUAGUGCUACAGCUAAUCAAUUAUUAGAGAAUCUCAAACGUCGCGGUGGAAAUAUAACAUCGAUGAAUCCUUGUAUUAAAAAUUAUCAUUAA